AUGGUGAGUUUUGUUGCAGUUUUGCGGCUGUUAGCUCAGAUGGUUCCGACAUUUUGGGAAUUGAGUUGGCCACUAUUCAUAGCGGAGAAUAGUGGCUACUUUUGGCAGCUGCUAAAGUUGGGUAAUGCAAAGGUGGUUUAUCAGCCUCAUGAAGGAAGGGGUGGGUCUAAUAUGGAUUCAACCUCUACUAGGAAAAGAUAG
Molecule: messenger RNA, 201 nt
Organism: Prunus armeniaca (apricot)
Lineage: Eukaryota; Viridiplantae; Streptophyta; Magnoliopsida; Rosales; Rosaceae
Source: the annotation of a GenBank genome assembly